Caenorhabditis elegans is the source of this 1910-nucleotide messenger RNA. RefSeq names its product 30S ribosomal protein S15 (gene C09E9.1). Lineage: Eukaryota; Metazoa; Nematoda; Chromadorea; Rhabditida; Rhabditidae. The transcript is spliced from 3 exons. The record is from RefSeq and is marked reviewed. The coding region runs from base 1067 to 1264 and encodes 65 amino acids.
UUUUUUCGGGAUUUCGUAAUUUUUAGGCUGAAAAACAAGGAAAAAUCGAUAUUUCACUACAAUUUUCACUGAAAAUUGAAGAAAUUGCCCUAAAAACCACAUGACCACUGGCACUGACGUUUUCAAAAAUCGUUCUUUUAUCUUAUCAAUUUUUGAUUUUUACAAGAUGAUUUUUGAAAUUAUUUCCUUUUUUCUUCUCGUUCUUUCUUUUUAACCAGUCUUCAUACAAAAUGUAUAUAUUUUUUCAGAAAAUAAAAAAAAAUUACACUAAAAACAGAAAACUAGGGCGGUUUUUGAUGUGUUUUUGCGUCAUUUUUGUUGAUUUUUGAUAAUAAAAUUGAGAAGAAAACGUUAGAAACACUAAAAAAAACAAUGUUCCCAACGAAAAACCCCAUUAAAUUCGAUUUUACUGAAAAAAUUUGCCCGAAAAUUCGCAAGUUUUGCAAUUGAAUUGAAAAAAAUUGAAUUUUCACUAAUUUUAAGAGAAAAUUAGUAAAAUUUUCAAAAUUUCUGCAAAAAUAUGAUAUAAAUUGCCGGGAAGUGCAAAUUUUUGAGCCUGAUGGCCUAGAAACACAAAACUCGGCCACGUUGUUUAAAUUUAUUGUGAAAAUUUGGAAUUUUUGAAAAAUACAGUUAAUUUUAAGCUUUCUAGGUGAAAUUUUAGUUCCAUUCAAUUUUUCAAGUUGGUGGCCUAGAAACCCAAAACUAGUCCCUGCUUUCAAAUUUUCUGAAUGUUUUUGGUUUUUUUAUUAUUUAAAUUUCCGUUCUAACAGUUUUAAUAAGAAUAACUGAAAAAAUUUCUGAAAAAUCGAUAAAAUUGUAAUUUUUUGACCUUAAUGGCCUAGGAAUCCAAAACUAGUUCCCGCUUUCAAAUUUUUUAUUUCUACGUGUUUUCUCCCCCGAAUCACAUGAUCAAAAUUUGCAUUUCUCGUGCCGACUUCCAUAUUAAAUCAGUCGUCGACCGGUUUUUUAGCGCAUUUUCUCUAAAAAAUCGGCCAUUUUUCACAUUUUUCACUUGAAAAAUUCCAGAUUUUCGCCCAAAAAUCGAUAAAAUCAGUUACAAAUCAUGGGCCUUGGCAGCAGUAAGCGUAAGGAGGAGCCACCACACAAAUCUGAGCCAAAAACUGUCGGAAGGGUAAAACGUGCCGGCGCGCGGCCUGACGAGAUGAUUGCGAAAUAUGCGGAAGUUUUGAAGACACGUGGCAUUUUACCCGAAUAUUUUCUGGUUCACGAGGCGAAAAGGUGCAGAUUAUCGAUUUUUUGAAGAAAAAUUUGAAAAAUCCGGAAAAAAUCGAUAGAAAAUCCAAAUUUUGUGCAUUUUGUCGUGAAAUUAAAUGUGAAAUUCUAAUGUUUCGGUAUUUUCUCGUAAAAUUUUAUGAAAUAUUUGAAUUUUCGCAAAUUUUACCGUAAAAUUAGAUAAAAAAUAUCGAAUUUCUAGUAAAAUUUCAUGCAAAUUCCGAAUUUUCUGAAUUUUUACGGAAAAAAACUCGGUGUUUGCACAGAUUCGCCGCUACAGUUACCCGAAAACCCAAAAAAUUAACGAUUUUUCUUGCAGUUCACAAUAUAUCGACGAGGAUGGUGACGUGGCAAACGAGUUUUACCAAGAAACGAUGAGCGACGGCGAGAAACGACGAUUAUGCCGAUUAAUGAAGAAUUUGAGGCCAAAAGGCAAGGAACGCUACGCAAUUCCACGACUGAAGCACGACAUUCCGGUGGUCAUUUGGGAAGUUCAGCAGCCUCAAGAAACAUAAUCUUGAAUAAAUUUACCGAUUUUCACUACAAUUUUCUCCAUUUUCUCGAUCCUCCGUGUGUGCUAACGAUUUUUCUGAUCUCUUUCGGGUACUUUUUGAUGUAAAAUACUUAUUUUUCCGCUUUUUUUUCACUCAAUAAAUGUUUUUUUUCUAUGAAAA